GCGAGUCAGCGCUGCUCGCUGGGUUGCAGGUGCUUCAGGCUUAGCUCGCCGCGUCAUAGAGUGUAUCAGACGUCUGGACGUUGCACACCUCGAGUUAUUUUUUUUUAGCACGAAGCACACCAUGAAAGUGUUUGUCACGAGGCGUAUACCGCAGGAGGGGAUGGCAAUUCUCAAACAGGCUGGAAUAUGUGAGGUGUCAGUGUGGGAUUCUGACGAACCGGUUCCACGGUCUGACCUCCUGAAGAGAGUGGAAGGUGUUCACGGCCUUCUCUGCAUGCUGUCGGACCGCAUUGACACAGAAGUGCUGGAUGCUGCUGGGCCUAAUCUGAAGGUGAUCAGUACUCUGUCUGUGGGAUUCGAUCACCUUGCCAUUGACGAGUUACGGAAACGAGGUAUAAGACUGGGCUACACUCCUGAUGUUCUGACGGAUGCUACAGCUGAGCUGACGGUAGCUCUGCUGUUGGCUACUGCUCGACGCCUGCCUGAGGGUAUACAGGAGGUCAAAAGUGGCGGCUGGAGCUCUUGGAAGCCCCUCUGGCUGUGCGGCUAUGGACUGUCUGGCAGCACUGUGGGGGUGCUUGGUCUGGGACGCAUAGGCCUCGCUAUAGCCCAGAGACUCAAACCCUUCGGGGUGAAGAGGUUACUUUACACUGGACGGCACCCCAAACCUCACGCGCAGGAGGUGGACGGUGAAUAUGUGCCUUUAGACACUCUGCUGUGCGAGAGUGACUUUGUGGUUGUGUCUUGUGCUCUCACCCCGGACACGUGCGGACUGUGCGACAAGGCCUUUUUCAGCAAGAUGAAGACCACGGCAGUCUUCAUCAACACCAGCAGAGGGGCUGUGGUAAAUCAGGACGACCUGUUUGAAGCCCUGUCUAUUGGCCAGAUUGCUGCAGCAGGACUCGAUGUGACAAGCCCAGAGCCCCUGCCUACAGACCACCCCCUGCUGACCCUGACAAACUGUGUGAUUCUUCCUCAUAUCGGCAGCGCCACAUACUCAACACGUGCCACCAUGGCUAAGCUGUCAGCCAACAACCUGCUGGCUGGACUGACCAGAGAUGCUAUGCCCAGUGAGCUGAAGCUCUAGUGCCCCCCUAGUGGUGAGGACUGCAACAGUCAUCCAGUCUCCACGUAAACCAGAGAUGCUUCACAUGCACUCUCACAUGCACUUACUCAUUUAGGAAUAUACACAGUGAAAUGAUUCGACAAAAUUGUCACGUUUAUAGCUAAUUCAUCAGAUUGCAGCAGAGUGGAAGACAUGGUUGUCAUGAUCUGUUGUCGCUGAAGGUUUGGUCCGUUGGUUAAAUUCUUUAACUGUAAAUCUGUCUGGUCUUCACAUGCUUGGAGUUGGUGGCUCUGAGGGUGUAGGAUAACUCUUGUCCUGGUUGGAGGAUGUAAGCAUGACAAACUUCUCUUCUUCUUUGAUUUGAAAGUGGAAACCUCUCCAUUACAGAAGCCAGUGAAGGACAUAUGAAAGAGAACUUUAAUGGUGCUAAACAAUUAACCCUUUGUGGAAAAUAUGUAGACACUCCAGUCUUGAAUGCCAAACACUUAACAUCUAUAACUUUGUGUACAUCUACUGCACUCCAGUGGAUGAGAUUCUACUGUCACUCCAGUCAAAAAUUAAAGGAACUAAACCACCA
Messenger RNA from Electrophorus electricus (electric eel), 1643 nucleotides. It is a transcript of the gene grhpra, whose product is annotated as glyoxylate reductase/hydroxypyruvate reductase a. Lineage: Eukaryota; Metazoa; Chordata; Actinopteri; Gymnotiformes; Gymnotidae. The record is from RefSeq and is a predicted model, not a curated record. Gene Ontology annotation, cellular component: cytosol. Gene Ontology annotation, molecular function: hydroxypyruvate reductase (NADH) activity; NAD binding; glyoxylate reductase (NADPH) activity.